This is a messenger RNA of Phyllotreta striolata, 368 nucleotides long. The record is from the annotation of a GenBank genome assembly. NCBI's taxonomy places the organism in Eukaryota, Metazoa, Arthropoda, Insecta, Coleoptera, Chrysomelidae.
GUUACAAUUACCUUACUUUUGGUCAUACAAAAAAACAAUGUAAAAGCAAAAAUAAAUGCACUAACUGCGGUAAACAACAUGAGGAAGAAAAUUUUCAAUGUAUAAAAUCAUGCAUGUACUGCAAAUCCCCUAAUCAUAAUCCCAUUGAUUGAAGAAAUACCAUGGAUUCUUGUUGGUCAAAAGAUAUUUCCCAAUUUCAGAAGUUCUCUUUUGAAAUUGCAGAAACAUUUUUCAAAAGUAAAGGGUGGACACAGAGUGACAUUAGUCGUGGUUAUAAAUUUUUUGCAGGAGGUUUUGUCCACGAUGUGUUGUUCGAUAAGCUGGGAUCAACGCUUAAAGCGAAAUGUUAUAGAAGUAAAAAAAAAUGA